AUGAAGAAGGCAACUAAGGAGUGCUGGGAUGAGCGGAGUGAAGAAGCCUUUGGGGAAGUAAAGGCGAUUCUCACGCAACCACCGGUGAUGGGCCGACCGGAGAUAGGCCAUGACUUGCAGGUCUUUUUAGCGGCAACGGAAGAAGCUAUAAGUGCUGCGUUGGUCCAAGAAACCCCUCAAUUCAAGCUGGUAUACUUUGUUAGUAGAAGUCUUAAGGAUGCCGAAAAGAGAUAUCAACAGUUGGAAAAGGUGGCUCUGGCAUUGGUAUAUGCCGCUCGGCGCCUAAGGCCUUAUUUCCAAGGGCAUCAAGUGGUCGUCCGGACGGAUUACCCGAUUGCCAAAAUUUUGCAAAAACCGGACUUGGCGGGGAGAAUGAUAAGCUGGUCGGUGGAGUUGUCGGAGUUUGGGUUAAAGUUUGAGCCGAGGGGGUCCAUUCGAGGACAACAUCUUGCGGAUUUAGCGGGAGAAUUGUCAAGUGAACCGGAGGCCUACUGGUGGCAGCUGUCCGUUGAUGGAUCUUCUAACAAGCGUGGGGGAGGAGCAGGGGUAGUAUUAAAAGGACCGAACGAGAUCUUAAUAGAACAGUCGUUGGUCUUCCAGUUUAAGGUAAGUAACAAUCAGACGGAAUAUGAAGCCUUGAUAGCAGGAUUGGAGCUGGCUAGGGAUUUAGGGGCGAGUUGUUUGGAAUGCCGAACCGACUCGCAGUUAGUGGAGGGACAAGUGAAAGGCACUUUUCAAGUGAAGGAUGAUCAACUCUUGCAGUAUUUCAAUAGGGUGAAAAGAUUAGAAGCGGCUUUCGCGAAUUUUCGGCUACAAUAUGUGCCCCGAUCGGAGAAUGAGAGAGCGGACAGAUUGGCAAAAUUGGCGAGCGGGAAUGCAAAGGGGGGAUUGUCAACAGUUAUUAGACAGGUGGUGACUAGGCCAACGAUAGAGAGUUUUUGUGUGGUUACUGGGGAACAAAGCAAAAGCUGGAAGAACGAGGUUUUCGGGUUGAUAAGUAAACAGACUAGAGGGGAGACACUUGACCCGAACGAUGCUAAAAAGAUAGCGAGGUAUUGCUUGGUAGGGGAUGAUCUGUACCGAAGGGGUUAUGUCUCGCCCCUGCUUAAGUGUUUGGAGGAGAGGGAAGCGGAGUACGUGAUGAGGGAACUACAUGAAGGAGUGUGUGGAAGACACACAGGAGGAAAGGCCCUUCGGGCGAGGAUUUUGCGGGUGGGAUUUUUCUGGCCCUCCUUGGAAAAGGAUUGCAUGGCAUUUACCCGACGGUGUAAGGCUUGCCAGAAGCACGGGAAUGUAAUCCAUGAACCGGCAGCUGAGUUGCAGGGUAUUGUGUCCCCAUGGCCGUUUGCACAAUGGGGAAUGGACAUUGUUGGGCCAUUCCCGACCGGGAGGGUACAGAUGAAGUUUUUAUUGGUAGCGGUGGAUUACUUCACUAAAUGGGUGGAAGCUGAGCCGUUGGCCAAAAUCACUGCGUCUUAG
Vigna radiata var. radiata (mung bean) is the source of this 1479-nucleotide messenger RNA. RefSeq lists its product as uncharacterized. Gene Ontology annotation, biological process: DNA integration. Lineage: Eukaryota; Viridiplantae; Streptophyta; Magnoliopsida; Fabales; Fabaceae. The record is from RefSeq and is a predicted model, not a curated record. Bases 1 to 1479 code for a protein of 492 amino acids. Gene Ontology annotation, molecular function: nucleic acid binding; RNA-DNA hybrid ribonuclease activity. The transcript has a single exon.